AGAAGAUGGCAGAAGCCCAAAACUAAGAUUGCAAACUACCGCACAAACACCAAAGAAGAAGCGGAAGAAGAAUAAUCAGAAGCGGAACUCUGACUGUUUCCAAGGAGACCACAAAUACUACGGUCAGUAUUGAGGGUCAGACACUGUCAAGAUGUCGUUUUUAUUUGACUGGAUCUACCGGGGGUUUAGUAAUGUUUUACAGUUCUUAGGUCUGUACAAAAAGUCUGGGAAGCUCGUUUUCCUGGGCCUGGACAAUGCUGGCAAAACAACGCUGCUACACAUGUUGAAAGAUGACCGACUUGGCCAACACGUGCCAACCCUGCAUCCAACUUCUGAAGAGCUGUCAAUUGGUGGGAUGACAUUUACUACAUUUGAUCUAGGGGGACAUGUACAAGCUCGAAGAGUGUGGAAGAACUACCUGCCGGCCGUGAAUGGAGUCGUCUUUCUUGUCGACUGUGCGGAUCACGACAGGCUCUCAGAAUCUAAGACUGAGCUUGAUGCUCUUCUAGGAGACGAUACCAUCUCCACUGUGCCAGUGUUGGUGCUGGGUAAUAAAAUCGAUCGCCCUGAAGCCAUCAGUGAGGGAGCACUGAGAGGGGCUUUUGCUCUUGAUGGUCAGGUUACUGGAAAGGGAAGUGUCUCUAUAAAGGAGCUGAACGCCCGGCCGCUGGAGAUUUUCAUGUGCAGCGUGUUGAAGAGACAAGGCUACGGGGAAGGUUUCAGAUGGUUAUCACAGUACAUCGACUGACACGCAGCACUGAAGCUUAACCAGAAGGGAUUUUCUUGACACAUUUUUUUUUCACAAAGCACGACAAAGACUUUUAUGUCUUUGUCAGUGUCAAUCAGAGCACAUCCCAAACCAAGGUCAUGUUAAGAGCUUAUUCUUUAUUAUACUUUAUUCAGGAUUUAAAGGUUUCUAUGCAAAACUUUUAAAAGUGGUUCACGGUGUACUGUCCCACCCGUGUUCUUAUUAAUGUGAGUUGUCCAACUCUACGGCAUGAUAAUUAGGUAACAUCCAGCAGACAUACAUUAUGCAAGAAUGUAGAUACAUACACAUUGGUGUUGCAAUAUUUAAUGUGGAAUAGACUAACAGAUCUAAUGGUAUUUAUUAGGGAGUGAUAUGUAUUUAUUAUUAUUUAUAUAUCAGAUUAAGAUGGUUGUGUUUAGAAUUUUAAAAUAUAUAACUAACUAACACAGAAGAGUCAUUUUAGUACGUUUAAUGUAAUGAUAUGCAGCCACUGCCUUCAAAGCACAUAGCCAAAGAUGUAUGCUAAUAACUUUGGGAUAAGCAGGGAGAGAGAUUGGGCUUCAACAAAAGAUAUCUUCCCCGCUGUGCACUGAGCCAAAAUAACAUCAAAUCCCCCCCAAAAUUAGAAUAGGCAGCCCAUGCCAUAAAUAAAGGCAAAGAUGACAAAUAAACAAAGUCAAACUGAACAGCUCACUGAUGAGUCUGCUGUGAAAAUGUGCAUCUCACUUCCAGUGUCUCGCUGGAAAUGGCUCGUUUAUUUUUUGCAUCUUUUCCUAAACUUGUUGACCCAAAGGGACGCUACAUGUUGAAGGCAGCUAAUUUCAAGUGUGUUAGUCGGACUGAGAUAAGUCUUCAUUAUCUUUGACUCAGAGAUAAAUGUUCACACCAAGCUGUUAUGAUGUUCAGUGGCUACCCUUGCUCUAUUAUAUGAUUAAGUCAUUGCUUUUAAAAUGUCAGGAAGCAAUAAAGUAGAAUGAUGAAGUGUACUGUCGCAGAGACAAUCUUACUCCUCUGUAUUUGAGAGUAGGAAAGAAAAAAAAAGACCAUUCAUUGUAACGUUUUCUUAUUUGUUGUUAUUUAUUCCUUUUAAUGCACAGCCUGAGCAAUUUGUCUGCAUGUAAUCAGCAUGUAGGUGGUACAGUGCUGCAGCUGAUGCACAUUUGACUAUCUGAAAAGAUAUGAGAGUGCAUUUACAAACAUGCUAAGUGAUUAAUCUUAUUCUGGAUGUUGAGUCUGUCUAUGUAAUCAUGCAUACAUGUUUACAACACCCUGUCUAAAUGUGUAUCCAUAUGAGAGGCUGGAAAUGGAUUAUGAGGAACAAACGUUUGAUCCGCAUUAACCGCUUCCUUUAUCAUGUUUACACAGUUUGAAUGUUCUGCAUAUUUAUUUACGCACUGAUGUUUGUGGCAAGAUAAAAAGAGAAACAUUUUUUUUACAGGGAAUCUUAAAUGUGUAUGGGAUGCAUGUAAACAAACUGCUCUCCCUCUGAACAGUGUUCUGUAGCCGUUGCUAAACUCCUGUAAAUGAUGUAUAAUACAGAUGUAAAUGUUUGUACAGUAGCUGCGUAUUAGCCGACACUAAUCACUGGAUUUAUUUAUAGCAGAUUAACUUUAAAUUAUAUUUGCAGCAAUUAUGUGUGCAAAAUAGUUUGAAUGACAACAUGCAUAUAGACAUAUGUAAGGAGUGGUUUACAUGUUGUAAUAAAACAAACCUUGUUUUGGACUCA
Eleginops maclovinus (Patagonian blennie) is the source of this 2474-nucleotide messenger RNA. It is a transcript of the gene sar1aa, whose product is annotated as secretion associated, Ras related GTPase 1Aa. Gene Ontology annotation, cellular component: COPII vesicle coat; endoplasmic reticulum exit site. Gene Ontology annotation, biological process: membrane organization; intracellular protein transport; vesicle organization. Lineage: Eukaryota; Metazoa; Chordata; Actinopteri; Perciformes; Eleginopidae. Gene Ontology annotation, molecular function: GTP binding; GTPase activity. The record is from RefSeq and is a predicted model, not a curated record. The coding region runs from base 152 to 748 and encodes 198 amino acids. The transcript is spliced from 7 exons.